Molecule: messenger RNA, 2608 nt
Organism: Musa acuminata subsp. malaccensis (wild Malaysian banana)
Lineage: Eukaryota; Viridiplantae; Streptophyta; Magnoliopsida; Zingiberales; Musaceae
Product: 9-cis-epoxycarotenoid dioxygenase, chloroplastic
Biological process (GO): carotene catabolic process
Cellular component (GO): chloroplast stroma
Molecular function (GO): carotenoid dioxygenase activity
Source: RefSeq, a predicted model, not a curated record
CCACGUGGGCUUCUGCAAGGCGUCGAGGUGAGGUGGAGAGCUCCGCUCAUCGAAUCCCCUCCCUCGCCCCCUUCCCUUCUUCCCCGACUCUAUAAAUAGGAAUUCUCGCCUCUCAUCUCCCUCGCCAAGUCUCCGGUUCCCAACAUUUCAAAUCAAACCACCACCCCUUCCCCGGCUCUCCCAGCUUCUUCGGUGAGAAGAGGAGAGCAAGAAAGCACCUCCCCACCCAUCGGCCAUCAUAGCCAAGUCCGAUAAUUAGAAGAAGAACAUCAUGGCCUCUGCCGCCAGCGCCAUGACUUCCCCUGAUGUGCGAUCCGCAGCCAGUCCGAUCUCCAAGCCCCACCAAUUUAAUGCACUGCAGCGUGCCCAAUCCAUUAUGCUACACAGAAAGCAGACAUCCUCCACCACCGCCCCCAGAAGACGCUGUUCCGCCUCCCCCAAAUCCCUCCUCGCUUUGAACUCCAGCACCAGCCCAGCCUACUACCCGGCACCUUAUCCCAAGGAGGCGACGACGACCAUCGCCAAGCCGGCUAGCAAGCCGCAAAGCAGCGAUGACAGCAGCGCGAGGCCGGAAUGGAAUUUGUUCCAGCGGUGCGCUGCGACCGCGCUGGACGCGAUCGAGGAGGUUUUCAUAUCGAAAGUGCUGGAGCGACCACACCCCCUGCCCAAGACCGCCGAUCCCGCCGUACAGAUUGCCGGCAAUUUCGCUCCCGUGGGCGAGCAGGCUCCCUGCCACAACCUCCCCGUCGAGGGCCGCAUCCCACCCUUUAUCAACGGGGUCUACGUCCGCAACGGAGCCAAUCCUCUGUUUGAGCCCGUCGCCGGACACCACUUUUUCGACGGCGACGGCAUGGUGCACGCUGUCCACCUCCGCAACGGCUCCGCCGCCUACGCUUGCCGCUACACCGAGACGGAGCGCCUGCGGCAGGAGCGCGCCAUCGGGAAGCCUGUGUUUCCCAAGGCAAUUGGCGAGCUACACGGCCACUCGGGCGUCGCGCGACUGCUGCUCUUCUACGCGCGGAGCCUCUUCGGCCUUGUGGACGGCGGCCACGGGAUGGGCGUCGCCAACGCCGGCCUCAUCUACUUCAACGACCGCCUCCUCGCCAUGUCAGAGGACGACAUCCCGUACCACGUCCGGGUCACUCCCUCGGGCGACCUGGAGACCGUGGAGCGGUACGACUUCCACGGCCAGCUCCGCUCCUCCAUGAUUGCGCACCCCAAGCUGGAUCCCUCCUCGCGUGAGCUCUUCGCGCUCAGCUACGACGUCAUCAAGAAGCCAUACCUCAAGUACUUCUACUUCUCUCCCGACGGCAACAAGUCCCCCGACGUGGAUAUUCCCCUAGACCAGCCCACCAUGAUGCACGACUUCGCCAUCACCGAGAACUACGUCGUGGUGCCGGACCAGCAAGUGGUGUUCAAAUUGCAGGAGAUGAUCCGCGGCGGCUCCCCGGUCAUCUAUGACCGGACCAAGACCGCCCGCUUCGGCGUCCUGCCCAAGUACGCCGCCGACGCCUCCGAGAUGCGGUGGGUCGACGUCCCUGACUGCUUCUGCUUCCACCUGUGGAACGCGUGGGAGGAGCCCGCCACCGGGGAGGUGGUGGUGAUAGGCUCCUGCAUGACGCCGCCGGACUCGGUGUUCAACGAAUGCGAGGAGAGCCUCAAAAGCGUCCUCUCCGAAAUCCGGCUCGACCUCAACACCGGCAAGUCGACGCGCCGCCCCAUUCUCUCCCCCGCCGACCAAUUGAACCUGGAGGCGGGGAUGGUGAACCGGAACAUGUUGGGGAGGAAGACCCGGUACGCCUACCUGGCCAUCGCGGAGCCAUGGCCGAAGGUGUCCGGCUUCGCCAAGGUCGAUCUCUGCACUGGAGCGGUGAGCAAGUUCAUCUUCGGCGACGGCAAGUACGGCGGCGAGCCGUACUUCGUGCCGAGGGACCCCAAGUCGUCGAGGGAGGACGACGGCUACGUGCUCUCCUUCAUGCACAACGAGAACACAUCAGAGUCGGAGCUACUGAUCGUGAACGCCGCAGACAUGCAACUGGAGGCCGCGGUGAAGCUGCCGUCGCGUGUGCCCUACGGCUUCCACGGUACAUUCAUCGCCUCAAGGGACUUGGAAUCACAGGCAUGACAUACAGGACGGUGAUCCUUGGAUACUGGCCGGGGGAGAUUAUACCAGAGGGAUGCCUGCAGAGGACCCCGGAGUCUCCCCGCUUCCGUUCAUGUUGUUCCUUCCCUGUUUUUCUUUUUUUUGUUUUUUGUCGCUUUACCCCUCUCGUUUUGGUUACGUCGGCUAUUUUUACAGUUAAAGAUAGAUAGAUAGAUAGGAGAGUGAGAGAGAGCGAGAGAGAGAGAGAGAGAGAGAGAGAGUACAGGGGAGAGACCAGCUCGUAGCUCUUGGGGCUGUAGAUAGGCGUGCCGAGCUCAGCUGGUCUCCGUUAUUCUUUCCGCAGUUCUUUCUUUCCUUCUUUCCUGUUCAGAGUGCAGAUAGGUAGUGAUACCGCUAUGUACAAUAAUUCCCCCCUUACCACCCCACUGGGGAGAGGGGUUGAUGUAUUAUUAUGUCCAGGGAAGCGCAGGGACCCCUCCCCGAGCUUCCUCUGUUUUGUUUAUU